Acaulospora colombiana is the source of this 1356-nucleotide messenger RNA. NCBI's taxonomy places the organism in Eukaryota, Fungi, Glomeromycota, Glomeromycetes, Diversisporales, Acaulosporaceae. The record is from the annotation of a GenBank genome assembly.
GAUCGAGUCUGUGGGGUGAUGGGAGCGAUAUCGAAACAUGGUUCAAUAGCCGUCAAUCAUUUUGGUCACUACUUCACUUCUACGCGAUAGCGAAGGGAGCAACUUCAGAGAAGAUUGGUUCUCUUUCGGAUGCUUACCAGAAUGGAGUCGACAAAUCAGUCAAGGACUUCAAGGUUGAUGGAAGUCUAAAGGAAGAUACUGGCCAUCAUCCCGGUCCAGCUAUUGGGUCGAUUGGAGAUUAUACCUCAGGAAGGACCUCGAAAGGACUAAAAUUGGAAUACCAGUGGGGUGAGUUCACGCGUAUAACACAAUGGACCACGUUUAUGAGAAUUAUAGGAUUAAUUCAGAAUAAUAUAAAGGAUAUCUUCCCUCGAAUUAUGAAUGAAAUAAAGCAUUCUCAACAAGAUGUUCAACAAACGGUUUUACGGGUUCAUGAACAACUUGUUCGGCAUGUGAAGAAAGAUAUGCCUCAACUGAUAGACAUAUUUAGACACUCGAACCAAGUUGUACGGGAGGCAGCUGUAACGGAUAUGGUCCCACAAAUUAUGAUCCUCUUCACGGAUCCGAAUUCUCUAAUACACCAGACAGCUGUGGCAGCAAUUGGCAAAGUGUCCCAUUAUGGUAAGUACACUGGAUUCAGACGAGUCUUAAGGCUGAUAGAAUCUGUAGAAUGGCUCCAUGGCAUAGUUAAGGAUGCAAUUCCUCGAGUUGUUGAGACUAUUCAAGGUUUCGAUCCAAAACUUCGUGCAGCCGCUAUUGUAAAUCUCAUACAAUUGACUCAAUAUGAAAUGGUCCAAAAUGGGAUCUUCCCACUCAUUUACACGUUCCAAAAUACGGACCCUAGCGCUUAUCAAGAAGUCAUCCUGUUGUUUGGAUCACUAGCAAAGUAUGGUCGAGAUUUAGACUGGCUCCAAGAUAUGAUUAAAGAUAUGACUCCUCAGGUUAUAGUCCUAUUCAAAGAUUCAAAUCCUGCUAUUCGUUGUGCAGCUGGACAGCUUAUUGGACAACUAGCUCAGUUUGAAUCCAAUGUUCGAGAGGAAGCAGUCAAGUCAUUUGGGCAGCUGGCUCAAUGUGGUGGCUUUGACAGUGUUUGGGCAAAUAGGCCUACUUGGUUCGUGUUUCAUCGUGACGGCGUACAAAAUUAUCGACACAAAUCCGCAGAACGCCUUCAAUAUGCUAUCAGAAGUGAGGUCCCCAAGCUAGUGGGCACAUUUAAGCACUUGGAUGUGCAAGCUCGAUAUUGGCUUCAAGGUACCAUCAGGGAUGCAAUCCCUCAAUUUAUCGAGGUUUUCGAAGAUUCGGAGUAUGCUACAUGCCAAGAGGCUGUGGAAGCAUUUGUUCAGAUAGCACAGCAUG